Molecule: messenger RNA, 969 nt
Organism: Lathyrus sativus (Indian pea)
Lineage: Eukaryota; Viridiplantae; Streptophyta; Magnoliopsida; Fabales; Fabaceae
Source: the annotation of a GenBank genome assembly
AUGGGUUCUGAAGCCCCUCUCUCUGCUCCAAAUAUCACUGAUGCAAAAAGGAAUGAUGGAGAAGCUGGAAGUGAUGAUGAUCAUCCACAAAUUCCUGGAUGGUUUGCAGAACAUUGUCCAAUAUGGCCAGGAGAAGCACACUUCUUGAAGGUAGAUAAUAUUUGUUUCCAAGGGAAAUCUCAAUUUCAAGAUAUGCUAGUUUUUCAGACAUCAACAUAUGGCAAGGUAUUUGUUCUGGAUGAUGCACUCCAGCUCACUGAGAAAGAUGAAUGUUCUUACCAAGAAAUGAUGACUCACCUUCCUCUUUGCUCAAUCCCAAACCCUAAAAAGGUGCUGCUUUUUGGUGGAGGAGAUGGUGGCAUCCUUAGGGAAAUUUCACGUCACUCUUCUGUUGAACACAUUGACAUAUGUGAAAUUGACACUAUGCUCAUUGAUGUUUAUAAAAAAUAUUUCCCAGAUAUAGCUAUUGGAUACAAGGACCCUAGAGUUCAGCUUCAUGUUACAGAUGGAACACUUUUUCUGAAAUCUGUUGCAAAGGGCACUUAUGAUGCAAUAAUAGUGGAUGCAUUCGACCCAAUAAGGUCUGAUCAUGAGCUAUUUGAAACUGAAUUCUUUGAACUGAUUUCAAAAGCUCUUCGUCCUGGAGGAGUUUUGUGUAUCCAAGCAGAGAGCUUUUGGUAUAAGUCAUUGGAUAUUGAAGAGCUUUUAAUCAAAAGCCGCAAAAUUUUCAAAGGGACUAGUGAUUAUGCAUGGACAAAUGUUCCAACAUAUCCAAGUGGAGUGAUUGGUUUCUUGCUUUGUUCAACUGAAGGUCCACAUGUGGACUUCAGAAAUCCAGUUAACCCUAUUGGUCCAGAAAAUUAUGGUGUGUCAAAGUAUCCUUUGAAGUAUUACAACUCUGAGUAUCAUUCAGCUUCAUUUUGCUUGCCAUCUUUUGCCAAAAGGACCAAAGCUAAGAGCACUGCAUGA